Messenger RNA from Candida dubliniensis CD36, 975 nucleotides. Its product is annotated as ribose phosphate diphosphokinase subunit. Bases 1 to 975 code for a protein of 324 amino acids. The transcript has a single exon. Gene Ontology annotation, cellular component: ribose phosphate diphosphokinase complex; cytoplasm. NCBI's taxonomy places the organism in Eukaryota, Fungi, Ascomycota, Pichiomycetes, Serinales, Debaryomycetaceae. Gene Ontology annotation, molecular function: ribose phosphate diphosphokinase activity; magnesium ion binding. The record is from RefSeq and is a predicted model, not a curated record. Gene Ontology annotation, biological process: purine nucleotide biosynthetic process; 5-phosphoribose 1-diphosphate biosynthetic process; ribonucleoside monophosphate biosynthetic process.
AUGCAUGAACGCACACAAAAUUCAAUUAAAUUAAUUGCUGGUAAUUCACAUCCUGAGCUUUGCGAGUCAAUAGCACAAAGGUUGAGUUUAUCUAUUGCCAAAAUUGGUGCCUUUCAGUAUACUAAUCAAGAAACAGCUGUGGCAAUUGGAGAAUCUGUCCGUGAUGAAGAUGUUUAUAUUAUACAAACAGGAUGUGGGGAAGAACAAAUCAAUGACUUUCUAAUGGAAUUGCUUAUGAUUAUAAAUGCUUGCCGUGUUGCCAGUGCGAGAAGAAUUACUGCAGUCAUUCCAAGUUUCCCUUACGCAAGACAAGAUAAGAAGGACAAAAGUAGAGCCCCAAUAACUGCCAAGCUAGUUGCAAACUUGUUACAAACAGCUGGAUGUGAUCAUGUGAUAACUAUGGAUUUACAUGCAUCUCAGAUUCAGGGGUUCUUCAGAGUUCCAGUAGACAACCUUUAUGCUGAGCCAUCUGUAUUAAGAUACAUCAAAGAGAAUUAUAAACAAUCAGAUAUAAUAAUGGUAUCUCCUGAUGCUGGAGGUGCGAAAAGAGUGGCUUCUUUGGCUGAUAAAUUGGAUGUCCAAUUUGCCUUAAUUCAUAAAGAGAGACAAAAGGCAAAUGAAGUCUCAAAGAUGGUUUUGGUUGGUGAUGUUACAGACAAGAUUUGUCUUUUGAUUGACGAUAUGGCCGAUACUUGUGGGACCUUGUGUAAAGCAGCAGAUGUGUUAUUGGAGAGUAAAGCCAGGAAAGUUGUUUGUAUGAUUACACAUGGGAUAUUCUCUGGGAAUGCCAUUGAACGCUUGAACAAUUCUAAACUAGAAAAAGUUGUUUGCACAAAUUCGUUGCCAGUACAAGAUAAGUUAAACAGAUGCAACAAAAUUGAAAUGUUGGAUAUAAGUUCUACGUUGGCUGAAGCAAUCAGAAGGUUGCAUAAUGGUGAAAGUGUUAGUUACUUGUUUAAUAAUGUGCCAGAAUAG